Messenger RNA from Aspergillus eucalypticola CBS 122712, 473 nucleotides. RefSeq lists its product as uncharacterized. The coding region runs from base 75 to 473 and encodes 132 amino acids. The record is from RefSeq and is a predicted model, not a curated record. The transcript has 4 exons. NCBI's taxonomy places the organism in Eukaryota, Fungi, Ascomycota, Eurotiomycetes, Eurotiales, Aspergillaceae.
CAACAACAAGCCUCACAAGCACAAUAUCAAUCAUCAAGCACACUACCACCACCAAUAAGAAAAAGUUGAACAAAAUGCGUUCUUUUAUCUGGCUGAGUGCACUUAUCGGGCUUGCCAUCGCGGCACCCGGAGCGUCCAUACUGGAGGAGAACGACAAGCGGGAAUGGCUUGAUGGCUACGGCCGUGGCGGUGGAGACGGCUACGGCGGUGGUGAUGGUUACGGACUGGCAAAGCGAGAGUGGAUGGACGGCUAUGGUCGUGGUGGUGGUGAUGGAUAUGGUGGAGGCGAUGGUUACGGUCUAGCUAAGCGGGAAUGGCUCGACGGUUACGGCCGUGGCGGUGGUGAUGGAUAUGGUGGAGGCGAUGGCUACGGCAGAGCUAAGCGAGAGUGGCUUGACGGCUACGGUCGUGGCGGCGGCGGCGAUGGAUAUGGUCGUGGUGGUGACGGAUACGGUCGUGGAGGUGGCUAUUGA